UUUGUGGUCUGGGUUCUAACUAGUUUGUUUCUUUUAGGACAAUGGCAGGAAAAGUAAAAUGGGUGACUGAUAUAGAGAAAUCAGUGUUAAUAAACAACUUUGAAAAGAGAGGUUGGAUCCAGGUGUCAGAAAAUGAAGACUGGAACUUCUACUGGAUGAGUGUGCAAACUAUUCGGAAUGUUUUCAGUGUUGAAAAUGGUUACCGCCUCUCUGAUGACCAGAUUGUCAACCAUUUCCCAAACCACUAUGAGCUUACUAGAAAGGACUUAAUGAUCAAAAAUAUCAAGAGGUAUAGAAAAGAACUAGAAAAAGAAGGCAGUCCUCUUGCUGAAAAAGAUGAAAGUGGAAAAUACCUUUAUUUAGACUUUGUGCCUGUCACCUUUAUGCUCCCAGCGGAUUACAAUCUAUUUGUUGAAGAAUUCCGUAAAAAUCCAUCUAGUACUUGGAUUAUGAAACCCUGUGGAAAAGCGCAAGGAAAAGGGAUAUUCCUUAUCAAUAAACUUUCACAGAUUAAAAAGUGGUCUCGAGACAGCAAAACAUCUUCGUUUGUAUGUCAGUCCUCCAAAGAAGCAUAUGUGAUUUCCCUGUAUAUAAAUAAUCCGCUACUGAUUGGUGGAAAGAAAUUUGAUCUGCGUUUGUAUGUAUUAGUAUCUACUUACCGUCCUCUGCGGUGUUACAUGUAUAAACUUGGAUUUUGUCGAUUUUGCACAGUCAAAUAUACACCAAGCACAAGUGAACUGGACAACAUGUUUGUGCAUCUUACAAAUGUUGCCAUUCAGAAGCAUGGAGACGAUUACAAUCAUAUCCAUGGUGGCAAAUGGACUGUGAGCAAUCUGCACUUGUAUCUAGAAAGCAUUCAUGGAAAAGAAGUCACCAGUAAGCUCUUUGAUGAAAUACACUGGGUGAUUGUGCAGUCGUUGAAGGCGGUUGCGCCUGUAAUGAACAAUGAUAAACACUGCUUUGAAUGCUAUGGAUAUGACAUAAUAAUUGAUGACAAGCUUAAACCUUGGCUUAUUGAGGUCAAUGCUUCUCCAUCUCUUACUUCUAGUACUGCCAAUGACCGUAUUCUCAAAUAUAACCUUAUUAAUGACACCCUUAACAUUGCUGUGCCCCAUGGGGAAAUUCCAGAUUAUAAAUGGAAUAAAUCGCCUCCUAAAGAAGCCCUUGGAAAUUAUGAGAUUUUAUAUGACGAAGAGAUGGCUCAAAGUGAAGGGCUGGAUCGUGAUUUUAGAAGUCGCUCUGGACAGUCUAUUGGACUUAAAGGAACCCGUGCCAGGGACUCUGGAAAAUCAGGUCCCAUUACGUGGAAGUAAUUACAUAAUGGCUUGUAUUUCCUGAAUUUAAGGGCUGUGGUUUUGGUAGGACUCUCUUUUGAGAUUAUUUUGGAUGGUAUUCUUUUGCUGAGGAAGGAAAUGUUACUGAAACAUAAUUGUGACAAGGUGAAAGUCUAGACAAAACUGACUUAGUGGCAUAUACUUUUACUGAUAAAUUUGUUACAGGCUUACUGCCAGGUUGUUACGCUGCAUGUAGCAUUAAACAACAUCAUUAUUUCAUACUGUAAGACUCAGAAUAAAAAUAAUUUAAACUCA
This is a messenger RNA of Heteronotia binoei (common prickly gecko), 1589 nucleotides long. It is a transcript of the gene TTLL1, whose product is annotated as TTL family tubulin polyglutamylase complex subunit L1. Gene Ontology annotation, biological process: microtubule cytoskeleton organization; protein polyglutamylation. The coding region runs from base 42 to 1313 and encodes 423 amino acids. Gene Ontology annotation, cellular component: cilium. The record is from RefSeq and is a predicted model, not a curated record. NCBI's taxonomy places the organism in Eukaryota, Metazoa, Chordata, Lepidosauria, Squamata, Gekkonidae. The transcript is spliced from 9 exons. Gene Ontology annotation, molecular function: tubulin binding; tubulin-glutamic acid ligase activity.